AUGGCUCAUGCUGUCCCUCUCCCCAUACCUUGUCCAGUCCAGCUUGGUACUAUCAAAAAUGAUUCAUUGGAAGCUCAACUGCACGAAUAUGUUAAACAAGGAAACUAUGUUAAAGUGAAAAAAAUCCUGAAAAAAGGUAUUUGUGUUGACACAAUUAACUCCUUGGGCCAGACUGCUCUGUUUACUGCUGCAUUGCUAGGUCUUGGUAAACUAGUAAGUGUGCUCUUGGAUUAUGGAUCAGACCCAAAUCACCGCUGUUAUGAUGGGAGCACCCCAGUACAUGCUGCAGCAUUCUCAGGAAAUCAGUGGAUUCUCAGUAAAUUGUUGGAUGCAGGAGGUGAUCUGCGAGUACAUGAUAAAAAUGGAAGAAAUCCACAGUGCUGGGCUAUGUCAGCUGGAAAGGAAAGUAGUGUUCAGAUGUUAGAAUUUAUACGGCGUUGUGCAUCACACAUGCAGGCUGCAAUUCAGAAUUUCCCCUCUGAUUUACUUAGGAAGGUUGGUUCAUCAAAAGUACUGGUCUGCAACCCAUCUAGAUUUAGUGGCAUUACUCAAGGAAAUGCCGACAGUCCUCUGACUAGACUUCUAAAAGGUGGAGCAAAUUCAUCAAGAAACAUCUACAGUUUUGGCUUUGGGAAGUAUAUGGUUUUGUCUCAGUUUUAUCUAACAGGCAGUAGGCAGCUAGGGUACCUGGCAUCUCUCCCUAUCAUUUGGGAUAAAGAAGUAGUUCAGGCAGAUGAUGAGCCAACAUUCUCUUUCCACACUGGACCAUACAUGAGCAUGACAAAUUUAAUGUGGGGCAGCAGCAGAGUCACAGUGAAGGAGCUCAGCCUUAAACCACAUCAGAACUGUAGUAAGCUACGUUUAGCUGAUCUUCUAAUAGCAGAACAGGAAUAUAGCAGUAAACUUCGUCAUCCUCAUUUGCUGCAAUUGAUGGCAGUUUGUCUGUCCAAUGAUCUGGAAAAAACCCGUUUGGUGUAUGAGAGAGUUAACUUUGGUUCACUAUAUAGCAUCCUUCAUGAAAGGCGUUCAGAAUUCCCAGUAUUGCACAUGGAGACAAUUGUGCAUCUGCUGCUUCAGGUUAAUGAUGCUUUGAGGUUUUUGCACUCACGUGGAUUUAUCCACCGUUCACUCACCUCUUAUGCUGUACAAAUUGUUUCUGCUGGUGAGGCAAAGCUAACCAACUUGGAGUACAUGAUAGAAAGCAAGGAUGGAGGAGACCACAGUGAUCUCACACGUGUUCCUGUCCCAGCCCAGCUGUAUAAGUGGUGCGCUCCUGAAGUGAUCCUCGAAAAGGCCGCCACAGUCAAAUCAGACAUUUAUAGCUUCUGUAUAGUAAUGCAGGAAGCCCUCACAGAAACUCUUCCCUGGAAUGGGCUUGAAGGCUCAGGUAUUAAAGAACUCGUAGUUUCUGGGCAACAUUUGGAAACUGAUGUCAGGCUUCCUAACCCGUACUAUGACAUUGUAAAGACAGGUCUAGCGCCUAAACAAAACGACCGCUCCAUGAGUCUUCAGGAUAUUCGCUAUAUAUUGAAGAAUGACUUAAAGGACUUGAUUGAGUCUAGAAUUGGUCGCUCUGAUGAAAGCUCAACUGCACAAAGGCAUGACAUAUUUCCAGAUAUAAACAUCUGUUUGGGGUCCGCAUCUAAUUACAAGAGGGAAACGCUAGAGCUGCAAGGAGAGGAGAUAACAAAGACUGAUGGCAGCUUUACUGCACCAAGAUGUUCAGUUUCUCCUGCUGAAAAAGAAACCAUCAUAGAUCGUGAGGGUAUAACUUGUAUUCAGCCAGUUACACAGGAUCUGAGCCAAGAUAUAGCUUCUGAACUCCAGAGGACCUACAGUGUUAGCGAUGUGGACGACAGCCUUUGUAGUUUUGAAAUCAAUGAAAUCUAUGCAUGUUAUCCAGAAUUACAUGAAGAUGUUCUGGAAGAACUAGCUGGAUUAGAUCGUGCUUUGGAAGAUCAAAUAAAACAGCAAAAUGUAGACGAGGACAGGGCCGUCUCCCAGAUCCUACCUCUGCUUCCUAAAAUACAGUUAGUGGAGCAGCCAAAUUCUAGUGAAGAAGGCAGCUCUUCAGAAAUGGGUACAGAGUACAGUAUAGAGGAGGUAGAGAGACUAAGUGAGGCCUCCGAGUCAUGCAUGCUGCACUGUUUGCGAGCAGAUGUCAGGGAAAGUGUGCGUAGCCCAUCCAAAACUGAGCAGCACAUCAGCAAAUGUGUCCUUAAUCUCAAGAUUUCUCAGACCUUAUUGCGGCAGGCAACAGAUUCCCUUUACAGAACAGAGGUGAAAUUAGACAAAUUAGAGACUGUUCAAAACCAACACAAGCUGCUUAAGGAAAUCCAAGCAGAACAAGUUUCUAAGCAGAAGUCCAUAGAGAGCUACUUAGAUAAAAUUGAUGAUAUUCUCAAAAAUAUCAAGAUCCCCUUUUCAGGUGCUGGUGCUUUUUUGUGGAAGGCAGUAGGCCCUCCAUCAAGGAACUAUAUACCACCACCACUGCGAGUGCCUGGGGCACAAAGUGCUUUGGAGGUUGACCAUUUCCAGGCUAUCUCAAAAGCUAUGAAGGAACCAAGGGCAAUUCAGAGUGAGAAGAUUGAGUGCGUUGAUCAAAGACGUAAGAAUAAAGAUGACUGCCAGAAUGAUUUCAGCUUCAACAUGGUGAAGAGUACUGAGGCUCGAAUAGUGCCAAACUAUCAGCAAUUGCAUCCACCUGUGGCUGUAAGACGGAAAAAAAAUGUCAACUUGCAACACCAUAGAGGAACUGAUUCAAGUUCUGGAGGAAGUGGAAUCGAGGAAGAGAAAUGGUUUUUUCCAAAAUCAGCAUCUGAAAUUUAUAACACAAGGAGAAGUGAGGAGCGAAGGAUGGUGCAGUCAGAAUGGAAGACUGAAGUGAAACAAAUGGCUAAAAGAGUGGCGUCUGGGCAGCUGGGACUUCUCCCUCCGUAUCCGCCGAGUGAAUGCACCUCAGAAAGCGAGGCAGAAAGUGUGAAGGAAGCCUUUCCACGUAUCACCUUCAGGGGCCAGGAAUGUACUGGCUGGCAGAGAAAGGAUGGCAGGUGGCACACAGGCGAUGGCACUGAAACCCAGGAUCUGGGCAGGAAGGAGAUGGAUGAGUCAGAGGAGAGUGACUUGGAGUCUGUAUUCAGAAGUUUUUCAGGCAGAAGUUGGCAGUCUCUAGCAAAAGAUGAGCAAGCAGAGUGCGGAGCAAACCUUCCUAAAAAUUCAAUCAGUCCAACAGAAGCUGAGAAUCCCUGCUGUGAACAUUCAAGUGAAUUAACUCGUUCCCCCAGUUCCUCUCCUGACAUAUCAGAUGAGUUUUUCACUCCUGAUCCGGAUUAUUUUUUCUCUCCAGCUGCUCAGGAAAACUCAGAACGAGAGACCUCAAUUUCUGAAGAUGAGUUAGAAGUAACCCAAGAAGCCUGUGUACAGAAAUCAACCUCUACUGAUACAGGAUCAGGAGAGAAAAUAUUUAUGUGCAACGCAGCAGUAAAAGGCCUUGGCAGUAACGAAGUGAGAGUGAAUCAAGUCAACCAUACUCCUGUAGCCAGUGCUGAAGCAUCACAAGAAAUGAUAUCUAAGGAGACACCGAAAGAGUUCAAAGAGAAAGAUAUAUCAUUGACAGAUAUUCAGGAUUUGUCCAGUAUUUCAUGUGAGCGAGAGAACUCUUGUAAGGAUAUAACUUGUAAAACACCCAGAGUGAGUCAUGCACCAACUAGCGUCAGCACUCCACUCAGCCCAGGGAAAAAAGUGUCAUCAACCAUCAAGAAAUGCAGAGACUGCCAUGAAAUUCCCCUGGAUACCUCUUGUUGGGCUACUCAGGAGACUUCCCUAACAGUGUCUAGUAGCUUCAUUACAGCCCGUGAAAAGGGAAAGAACUCAGAAACCCCCUUCCUUUCUUCAGAAGCCUACUUCUCUGGAUUGACUGAGCCUCUGAUUCGAGCCCAGCUUUCUCCCAGGCAUCAGACCACUUUAUUAAUGAGCUGCCUCCACCAGCCCAGGAGCUACUUGAUGAAAUCGGAAGGCAGAAGGAAAAGGGGGAAAGCAGUUCUCACUCAAAUUAAUCCAGAAGACAAAGAGGAGGAAGAAGAAAUUGAGAAUAAGGGAGAGAGAGAUCACAGCUUUUCGACUAAAGAGAUAUUGAAUCUAGCAGAAGAAACAGAAAGGGCUCAUUCUACUCUUGAUGAUCUCUUAGAAAAAAUUCUCCAACCAAUUCCGGAGGAUGAUGAAGUCCAAGGAGAACCUCGGGAAUGCCUUGUCAGAAAGCAGAUUGUCAUUCUGGUGGCAGCAAUGCCUUAA
This is a messenger RNA of Emys orbicularis (European pond turtle), 4290 nucleotides long. It is a transcript of the gene TEX14, whose product is annotated as testis expressed 14, intercellular bridge forming factor. Gene Ontology annotation, molecular function: protein binding; protein kinase activity; ATP binding. The coding region runs from base 1 to 4290 and encodes 1429 amino acids. The transcript is spliced from 28 exons. Gene Ontology annotation, cellular component: intercellular bridge; midbody; kinetochore. The record is from RefSeq and is a predicted model, not a curated record. Gene Ontology annotation, biological process: male meiotic nuclear division; attachment of spindle microtubules to kinetochore; protein phosphorylation. Lineage: Eukaryota; Metazoa; Chordata; Testudines; Emydidae.